AUGGCAAAAUCAGCAGCUUCGGUCGAAAAAAAGGCCUGGUUUGAUCUUAAGUAUUGGGUCUACAUCAUACCCAUUGCUUAUAUUAUUUCGUUUUUGAUUAGAUUUAUACCAUAUACUGGCUUUUUUAACAUAGCCCAGGACUUCAAUAUUGAUAAUUGUGUUAAAUUUGAAGGGCCAAGCGAUUUCAUGAAUUGUGAAGACUUCGUUUUGUCUAAUGAAGCAGGCAUUGCCAUUGUAGCGUGCGAUCCUGCUAGAAGCAAGUUUAACAAAGUUCUGAAAGUCAACAAACUUCUGCCUGGCGAGCUUAUGACUCAGGGCAGCAUUUGGAAAGUGAAUUAUGCCCAGGAGCCGGGAAGCAUUGACAAGUUCAGUAUAAAGGAAAACAAUAGUAUCACAGCAGAUUUCCAUCCUUUGGGUUUGGCUUUGGAUAUACAUCCUACAACGGGAAAAAAGACUUUGCUUGUUGUCAACCUACCUCAUCAUAGUACGUCGACUGUUGAAGUGUUUUCCGUAGAUAGUUCCAACGAGCUCACACACAAGCAGACCAUUCGUCACUCAAAGAUAUACUCGCCCAACUCUAUUCACAUUAUCAAGAACGCACAAUACAGAGCAGCCGAUGGAACACCUUCCUUCUUUUUUACUAAUGACCAUUACUUUUCCCACACUCUUUUGAAAUAUUUGGAAAGCUUUUUCUUCCCUUUAAGCAACGUUGGAUUCUAUAAUGCGCGUACGAGAGAAGUAGAAAAGGGCGUAAACGGAUUGAUGUUUGGUAAUGGACUGGCCGGAACAGAUGAAAUCCUUUUUGUAGCAGAAACAAGCAAACGACUAGUUAAGCAGUACAAGAUAGGGCAAUCAGUAGAUGGACAAAACGUGCCUCAUAUGUUUUUAGAUUACGCGACAGAAAAGUCCUUCCCAAUGGCAGUAGAUAACUUACAUUAUGUCCCUUCAGAAAAACGGUUGUUAGUCGCCGGACACCCUAAACCUCUUCAAUUAUUGAGACAUGCAGUGAAAACAGCAGACCAGGAUGUGGACGUCAAACCACCUUCACAAGUAUAUGAAUGGAAUAUUCGAAACGGUGAAAGCAAGAUUUUAAUUCAAGAUGAUGGUUCUUUGUAUGGUACUUCAACUUCAAGUGCUAUUGAUGUGGAAAAUUCCAAAUUGAUUGUUUCCGGCCUUUACGAACAAGGGCUUCUGAUUUGUGAGAUAUAA
Messenger RNA from Mycotypha africana, 1209 nucleotides. RefSeq lists its product as uncharacterized. Bases 1 to 1209 code for a protein of 402 amino acids. The record is from RefSeq and is a predicted model, not a curated record. Lineage: Eukaryota; Fungi; Mucoromycota; Mucoromycetes; Mucorales; Mycotyphaceae. The transcript is spliced from 4 exons. Gene Ontology annotation, molecular function: arylesterase activity.